GCCAGUUGGGCGCAUCCGCAUCGCCAGAUUUUUCGCAAUUUUUCUCGAAUUUUUAGUUUUCCUCAUAUAUGUCCAAGAUCUCUGUGUGAGCGGCAUGAUAUGAGUUUUACGAUACAGUGAAAAUUAAUCAGGCUAUCUUACGCUUUAUUUCCGCUAGACUUCUACAAAGUGCGUACUUAUCGUAGUCAAACGGUUCACCGUUCCUUUUCGAGGUUUCUUACCACUACACGACCUAACCUCGCGCGAUUUGUUGCCUCGCCCUUUACGUUUACUCCUUGCUUUACCUUUUGCAGAUCUUGCAAGUGAGAAAGCUAAAGGAAAGUUUCUUGCAAUUUAACUAGGUAAACUUGAUAGUGGAGAAAGGGAAGCGAAGUAUAAUUGAGUGAGUAUUAACAAAGAGUGACUGGGCGAAAUUCGAAGGCAGAAUGGCCGGCGCGAUGUUGUUCGAGCGGGCGCAAGCGGUGUCGAUGACUAAUAGGUCUGAGGGUAUAAACCUUUUGCACGAAAUCGUCUCGGAUCCAAGGAUUGGUAACAACGAAGAUGACGAGGAGAGCAUUCGUAUCAAGGAACAAGGUAUCCUGCAACUUGGCGAGCUUUACAAGAAAGAGGGCAAGGCCAAGGAACUUGCCGAGCUCAUUAAGGCAACCAGACCCUUCCUCAGUCUCAUCAGCAAAGCCAAAGCAGCCAAACUCGUGAGGUCUCUUGUCGACUUCUUCCUCGACCUCGAAGCUGGCACUGGCAUUGAGGUACAAUUGUGCAAAGAAUGUAUAGAAUGGGCAAAAGAAGAGCGCCGUACUUUUUUGCGACAAAGUCUAGAAGCAAGACUAAUUGCUUUAUACUUUGAUACCAACAUGUACUCUGAAGCAUUACAAUUAGGCUCUGCACUCCUAAAAGAGUUGAAAAAAUUAGACGAUAAACAAUUGUUAGUAGAAGUGCAAUUACUUGAGAGUAAGACUUAUCAUGCUUUGAGUAAUCUUGCUAAAGCGAGAGCUGCUCUUACAAGUGCUAGAACUACAGCAAACGCUAUUUACUGUCCACCCAAGAUGCAAGCUGCACUAGAUCUUAUGUCAGGUAUUCUUCAUGCUGCUGAUGAACGAGAUUUCAAGACUGCAUAUUCCUACUUUUAUGAAGCUUUUGAAGGAUACGAUAGUGUUGAACAUCCUAAAUCAUUGACAGCACUGAAAUAUAUGUUACUCUCUAAAAUUAUGCUACGCUCCCCCGAGGAUGUGCAAACGAUCAUGUCAGGAAAGCUUGCAGUCAAAUAUGCAGGACGAGAUUUAGAUGCGAUGAAAUCUGUAGCUGAAGCAAGUCAUCGUCGUUCUCUUGCCGAUUUCGAAACUGCUUUGGAUCAAUAUCGUCAAGAACUAAAAGAUGACGUUAUUGUACGUGCUCAUCUUGAUUCCUUAUACGACACGAUGUUAGAACAGAAUCUUUGUAGGAUUGUCGAGCCUUACUCUCGCGUACAGGUGAGCUACAUAGCAUCGUGCAUAUCUCUGUCAAUUUCCCAAGUGGAGAAAAAGUUAUCGCAAAUGAUUCUUGAUAAAAAGCUGCGAGGUGUGUUAGAUCAGGGUGAUGGUGUGCUGAUAGUCUUUGAAGAAACGCCGAGGGACAAGACCUAUGAACUUGCAUUGGAAACUGUACACAGUAUGGGCAAGGUUGUUGACACGCUGUAUCAGAAGGCAAAGAAGCUUACGUAGCCUUAUUCAACUGAAAUUUGUACAAUUAACAAGCUAUUAUAAUUACUAUGAUUACUAUUAACUACUAGCUCCUUAUUAAAUACCGUACAUGAAUUGCACUCUUUUCUCGUUUAAUAUUGGUGAAGUUUGCAAUUUCUUUUCACCCAUUUCAACGGUUUGCCAGUUUCUGUACUUAAUCGUUGGAUAAACAGUCAUAUAUGAAAAAUUUCUAUGGAAAAUGCUCAGAAAAUCUUGUAGGGAAAAUCAUUGUUUUUUAAUAUAUUUUUCACUUCAUAAAAUUCGAUAAAUAAUAAUUAAAAUAAACAGUCGAUCAAAUCGAAAUAGUUAAUUUGAAUCAAUUAUCACAAACCAAUCAAAUUACAUACAAAUACUUUACAUUAACAAAAGCACUUUGAAGUUCAACUAAAAAAUGUUUCAUUUCAAGUUUGUUUUUAACUUUUUGUGUUCAUUUCAAUGACCUUUUUUCAAUUUAAAUCAAGCGUUUAAAACUAUACAUAAUUAUGCAUUAUGCAAUAUAAAGAACUUUGUAUAAUUAGCUUGGUUAAUCGUAAAUGGUCAUUUUGUUUAUGAAAAUUGAUAAGUCUUUUAUAAAUUAAGUAGAAAAACAAUAAAAUUAUAAACAAAAAAAUGUAAUAAAAAAAGAUG
Molecule: messenger RNA, 2342 nt
Organism: Phymastichus coffea
Lineage: Eukaryota; Metazoa; Arthropoda; Insecta; Hymenoptera; Eulophidae
Gene: Rpn6
Product: 26S proteasome non-ATPase regulatory subunit 11
Exons: 5
Coding region: 426-1697 (423 amino acids)
Biological process (GO): ubiquitin-dependent protein catabolic process
Cellular component (GO): proteasome regulatory particle, lid subcomplex
Molecular function (GO): structural molecule activity
Source: RefSeq, a predicted model, not a curated record